Molecule: messenger RNA, 14036 nt
Organism: Mytilus trossulus (common blue mussel)
Lineage: Eukaryota; Metazoa; Mollusca; Bivalvia; Mytilida; Mytilidae
Product: sacsin-like
Exons: 9
Coding region: 147-12614 (4155 amino acids)
Molecular function (GO): Hsp70 protein binding
Source: RefSeq, a predicted model, not a curated record
GUGCAUGUACUGCAUCUUGUCCUUGUAACUACAUGUACUGGUAACAACUCAGACACGUUUCCUUCCUCAUAAUAGAUAUUGACAUACUCAAGAGUACCGUUUAUAUGUUAGAUUGGAGAGAUUAACUGAGAGUGAUUGAAAACAAAAUGGAGGAUGAAUCAGACGACUCGUCAGACGAUGAAGUUCAGUAUUCGGAGAUGUUACAGCCUCCUCUGAUAAAUCAGCUGAAGAAAAUCUUAGAUGAAUAUCCAGACGAUGGACAGAUUUUAAAGGAAAUAAUCCAGAAUGCUGAAGAUGCCGAGGCCUCAUUAAUGAAAGUUUUGUAUGACGACCGAAAAAUUAACCAAGAUAUAUCAAGCACUAAGAAACAACGAUUCAAGAAGUAUUUCAAGGGUCCUGCGCUGUGCAUUUAUAACAAUGCAACUUUCACAGAAAGCGAUUGGCAGGGAAUACGAAUGAUCAAUAGUAGCGUGAAGGAGUUCGAUCCAGUUAAAGUUGGACGAUUCGGUCUAGGAUUUAAAUCUGUAUUUCAUAUAACAGAUUACCCACUAAUUAUCAGUGGAAAAAAGUUACUGAUUUUAGAUCCACACCAAGAAAGUCCUGGUCGUGUUUGCAUGACAAUGAAAUUAAAAAAAUUGAGAAAAUCCAAGAGAAUGGAUGUAACUGAUUGCCUUGCAGCAUUUGAAGGUAUGUUUGGAUUUUCCACAGAGACCAUAGCAAAGGGGAGUUUCCAAGGCACAUUGUUUAGGUUCCCAUUGAGAGAAGAGAAAACGGAACUUUCAGAAAACAUCUAUGAUGAGAUAAAAGUGAUGGACUUAUUUGAAGCAUUUAAAGCUGAAGCUCCAGUCGAACUGUUGUUUCUUAAGUGUUUAGAAAGAAUCGACCUGUUUUGGGGAUUUACAGACGAGAUUUACAGACGAGACCAAGACUACACUAAUUCUCCAGUCUACAGUGUUAACAUUUCGGAAUCGUGUGUUCAAAACGUGAGAGAAGGACGAAAUCAUGUCAUGAACCAGCUAGAAACCUAUGGUAAAAAGCUAGCAAACGAAACAUUUCGCCUAAACUACAGAAUGACGAUUGAAACGAUUGAUGACGGCAAUAUCCAUACAGACGAAUGGAUAAUUUUUCAUUCUAUGCAAGGUGGCAAUAUGUCUGAAGAGUUGAGAAACCUUUCUCUAGACGAAUCAUUGUCUUAUAGUCCAUAUACUAGUAUUGCAAUUCCUAUGGAAGAGGACCAGUUCAGAGGUCACGUGUUUUGUUUAAUGCCAUUGCCGUUAACAGAGAAUAGUUUGACAGGACUUCCGGUGCACGUGAAUGGUUACUUUGCUCUUAGUCAGAAUAGACGACAUGUUAAAUGGCCUACUGCAGAUCAGAUGAGACAAGGAACUUACAAGGACAAGUCAUUGAGAUGGAAUAACUGUCUGAUAACGGAAGUCCUCGCGGAACUGUACUACAACGUUAUAGUAGAGUUGAUCAAGCACACCAUGACGUCAGAUUCGGUUGCAAUAGUUACAAGAACUAUACCCGAUUAUCGAGAGAUCACAGAACACUGGAAGAAUAUUUUAGAGCCAUUGUUUGAUUCACUCUUUAAAAGCAAGUUUUUGUUCACAGAAAACAAUGGAGGGUGUUGGAUUUGUAUCGGAGAAGCUGUAUUCGAUGAUUUUGAAGCAGACACUUCCACAGAUAUAAGAAGAACUGUUCUAGAUUUUCUGUUGCUAAACAACGAAAACAUAGUUCACAGCGAGGAGAAAAUUGUAGCUGCCAUUAAACAAAAGGGAAUAGAGAUUGUGACUAUAACAGGGAGAUUGGUUGCCGGAGCAGCUAUAAUGAACCCAUCAUACCUAAACAGGUUGCCAGAAUUAGACAAAAUGAACAUUUUACAGUUUUUGCUUUCCUGUGAAGACCAGGGCGUUCUACAAGGUGUUCCGUUACUUCCUCUUCACAAUGGAUGUUUUACUAAAUUUGACCAUAACUUCAACGACAUAGUGUAUGUGAGUCAGGAUGCUACUGAGUUGUUUCCUGGACUCGAAGAUAAAUUCAUCAAACAAGAUCUGGAAAAGGAAAUAUAUGAAAAUCUUCUAAAUAUUUGCACAAAAGGUCUAUUUCAGUUGCACGAGUUCUCAAGGUCAACAGACAAAGAAAUAGCUGGUCUACUAGGAACAACCAUACAGAAAAACAUUGAAAUAACAAUACGAGAAAGACUGGUAUGGAAAACCACCAACAUAAGAACAAACGAAACAUGGCUGAAAAAAGUUUGGAAGUUCCUGAAGGAUCGAAAGUUUGACUUCGUUUUUUUUAAAGAUCUAUUUAUAGUGCCAAUCAUGAGUGGUGAUACCUUGAUGCUAGAUGAUACACAAGAAGCGAUACUAUGUAAGUUAUCGAAGCAGUUUAUCAUCAAGUCAUCUAAGGACUUUACAGAGCUACCAGAUGGUGUAUGUAGAUGUCUCAGUUUGUUGGAUAUUGUUAUACUUCCAGCGCUGUGGGGAGAAAUCUCAGAACAUCCAGCUAUCGACCAAUACGUCUUCAAACCGACAGUCGAUAAUGUAUGCCGUCUUUUAGAGACCGUUAGUUUGAGCAGUUGUCGGGAUGAACUUAUUAACACGUUUAAUCAGGAAUGCACAACAGCUGAUAGAGAUGAUUUUGUAUCAUUUAUGUCUGUUAUUGAAUCGAUACCUUGCAGAGUGCCGGAAAUACUUUCGUCACUGGAACUAUUUACGGAGCGACACACAUGCCGUUUUGUUUCAAGAAACGACCUGGCGCUAAUAGUUCACACAGAAGAUCUACCAGUACAAUACUUUGUUGAAAAUAUCGAUGCAAGUAACAAUUCACAUUAUAAUCUAGCUGUUGCAUUAGAGAUGGACGAAAUUGAUUUCAGCAGUGCAGUGAUGAGUAUUUUAAAGUAUUUAGAAAACGACAUCGGUUGUUAUUCAGAAAUUGAUCAAAGGAAUGUUCUCCAUUAUGCCCUUACGCAAUUGAAACGGUUUCCAAAUAAACAACAUGUAUCAAUUUUGAAAGUGUGUAAACAUAUUCGGUUUGUAUAUGACCAUGAGGGGAGGCGAAAAUGUGCAAGUGAAUAUUUUGAUCCAGAAGACGAAGGUUUAAAACUUAUACUCGUCGAAGCAGACUUUCCAGAUCUGAGGAAGACAAAUAUUGAUUUGAAAUAUUUAAGAAAAUUAGGACUCAAAUCCGCCAAUGACUUAACAGAGAACCAUAUUAGCAGAUGCACCAAAGAAAUACAUUAUAAAUGCACAAAUGGUAGAUGUAAUGACACCGACUUUGCAAGGUCAUCGAAAAUAAUGGAGCUUUUGUCAUCUCGUCCAGAGCUUUUGACUGAUGGCAUCUGUGACUAUCAUUUUGUUGAGCCAGUUAAAAAACCGUGCUUAUUCCCAUCCGAAUUAAAGUGGUUUGAUCCACAGUUUGUAUUUUGUAAACCAAAUGAUUUGUUGGAUGAAAAAUAUCAGAAACUAGUGGGAUGUGUAUUACCGUUGGUUAGCAGUUCUGCAUGUGUGAGUUUAUCUAUAAAAUGUUUAUGGAACAAAACACCAGAUGUGAAAAAUGUCAUUGUACAAUUACUGACAAUAGUUGAUAGCUAUGAAGAUAUAAACAAACCGCAAUUGUUGCCAUUAAUAAGCGACAUUUUUCACUUCCUAGUAGAUAAUUACGGCAGUUAUCCAAAAGAGGCGCUUGAUGAAUUCAAAGAUAAAGAAUGGAUAUGGGUAGGUUCAAAGUUUGUCCGAUCAAAGGAGAUUUAUUUUUCAAAAAAUGAGCAUUCAGUCAUCAAUUUUGAACCAUACUUGUAUACCUUACCAGGAGAAUUUCAACAUCAGAAAUUCAAAACAUUUUUUACAAAAACAAAAUUCUGCCAGUCUGAUAAUCCAUCAGAUUUAUGUGUCGAAGUACUUAGAUUGAUAAAGAAAAAACACGAUACUAAUGAAGUAAACGAAAAAGAUACCAAAGAGGACUUACAACUAGUCGUUAAGAUCCUAAAUGUAUUGAAAGAAGGAGACGAAAUAGACCAAGAUGUUAUCUUAUUUCCAGUACACACAGAAAAAGCAAAUAAACUGGUUUUGCAGCCUGCAUCGAAAUGCAAUUACUGCAACGAAGAUUGGUUAAAAGAUUCUGCUGAUGACGACGGAGACGAUAUUUAUUAUGUACAUCAUGAUAUACCAAUGGACACAGCAGCUAAACUUGGCGUGCCGUCACUUACUGACAGACUCUUACAGAAUACAGAAGGGUUAGAAGAAUGGGGACAACACGAACAACUAACAACAAGACUCAAAACUCUGUUAAAAGAAUACAAAGAUGGGUUUUCAGUAUUUAAGGAACUUAUACAAAACGCAGAUGAUGCUGGUGCAACCAAGGUUUGUUUCUUAUAUGACGAACGUCAAAACAAAAACGCUCGCAAACGGCUGAUAGAUAAAGGAAUGGCAGAAUGCCAGGGUCCAGCAUUAUGGUCUUUUAACGAUGCACAAUUUUCCAAUGAUGACCUCGAAAACAUUACAAAAUUGAAUGGUGCAACAAAAGAACUAGAUACUGCUAAAAUCGGGAGAUUUGGUUUAGGGUUUUGUUCAGUUUACAAUCUAACUGAUGUACCAAGUUUUAUAAGUGGAAACAAUAUUGUUAUAUUCGAUCCUCAUACAAAACAUCUAGGACUAGCUCUAAUGAAGAAAAAACAGCCUGGAAUAAAAAUCAACAUGUCAAAUAACAGACAUAUGUUACAAACCAUUCGUACCCAGUUUUUACCAUUUGAAGGAGUUUUUGACUGCAAUCUCACAAUUAAACACGGCAGAGAACUGACAUACGAUGGAACUUUAUUUCGGUUUCCGUUGAGAACUAAAUCGCAGGGUGACCAAAGUGAAAUCAGUCACAUGGUUUAUGAUAGACACGAGAUGAUGCGACUUUUGAAUAUGUUUGUCGAAUCCGGAGGUAAUCUUCUCCUCUUCACACAAAAUGUGAUGUCUGUUGAACUAUAUUAUCUUCAAGAUGACGGAAGAAGUCCUAAAGAAUCUAAACUAGUGCUAAGAUUUGAUCGAAAUUUAAAACAAUCAAUAGAUAAACCUUUAGAAAUCAUUGAUGAAAACAGUAUCACAACUGUAUUGAAAGCCUUUUCAAAAUUAAAACUUCAAAAACAGUUGAAGCAAAAACUAUCUGUUCCCUCAUUAUUAAGUGCAAUAUUUGAUAUAUCCGUUUUCUCCCGUGCUGAAGACGACAUUGGAUUCAAGGGAUAUAGUUAUAAUACUAAAUGGAUGAUAACCUGGGAAAGAGGAACAACUACCAGUUGGGAUAUGACAAUGGAUAAUAGUUUGAAAGGAGUGUUAGCGAUUGCAAGUAUAGCAUGUCCAGUUAAAGAGUUGAACGGUGAAAUACAUACAAUAAAUUUGAAUGCACUUCCGGUUGGAUUUUACAAAACUAGUCAUGUUUUCUGUUUUCUUCCGUUACCAAUAGAGACAAACUUACCAGUGCAUAUAAACGGGUUCUUUGCUGUUACUGGAGACCGCCAGCGUCUUUGUUCUGACUCAACUGACGACAAAUCAUCUUCAUUUGAAAAUAGCUGGAAUAAAGAAUUGAUGAAAGAUGCUGUCUGCAAUGCCUAUGUAAAAUUCCUCGAAGAUCUUCAAAAUACAAGUAUUACCACAAACGAGAAAUACUUUGAACGUUGGCCACAACAUACAAUAGCAAGGAAUUCAAAAAAUAGCUUGAUUGAAAUGCUUCAAAUUGCUGUAUACAGGAGUAUAUGCGAAAAGAAUUCUAAAGUAUUCAGAACAGAGCAUACACGUGUUUCUCUUGAGAGUUGUAUAUUCUUGCAUCCGGAUAUCACCGAAUCAGACUUCGGAAAGACAGCUAUUGAUGCAAGUUAUAAGUUUAAAUGGUAUGAUCAAAUUCUGAUUGAGCUACCAAGGAAUAUUUUAAGCUGCUUUGAAGAGGCUGGUUGCUCUGAGUAUAUCAAAAGUAAAAUAGUUGAUGUCUUUCAAUUCUACAAAACAGUUAUACUGCCUAAUUAUGCAGAUAAUAUCUGGAAUGAUCAAAGGGACGAAGUUAUCAUAUUUGCUUUACAAAGGAAUGACCAGAAUUUAAUAACCUUAUUGCAAGAAUAUCCAUGUAUUCCAACGGAACCAAACGGGAAACUAAAAUGCCCAGGCGAAAUAGUUGACAGGAGAGGAAACGUGAGCAAUCUUUUUGACUCUGACGAGGAAUGUUUUAUUCUGAAAACAUCUCAAUUGAAUAACCUUUUGAAUCAAUUAGAAGACCUCCAAAUAAUCAAAGAUACACUGUCUCCAGAAAUGGUGAUAGAUAGAGCUAAUUCCGUCACAAUUAAGUCGUGCAUUUGUACAGUAUGUGCUGUUGAUAGAUGUUCUUACCUGAUACAGUAUCUGACAAGACAAAGAUGUAGUAACUUGCUUUUAUCUCAAUUAAGAUCAGUGAGAUUUUUACCUGUUAUGGGACGACCUGAACAAUGGGUUUUUUCCUGGGAUGGUGAUAGCAGUCGUCACCUAGAAGUGGAACACACAUCAAUAAACCGUGAUUGCAACCAUGAGGAUUUAGAAAUAUGCUUCCAACUUCCUGAAAAUCUUUGUUUUGAAGAUUGUUUUUGUCUAGUUGGUACCAUACGCAAAGUCUUGAUGAAAACUAUUAGCGACCUGAAUCCUAGGUUGAUGGAUAAUCUCGGUGUCAAAUCCCGAAAACAAUUGGAACUGAAGUCUGUUAUGGAUAAUCUGCACCUCAUAAUUAAAGAAAGCCAGGACAUUACCAUUGCUGAGAGUAUUGCUGAUCAAUUGAAUACCAUUACCACAGAUAUUUACGCAUAUCUCAAUGACUUACUAAAGCGUGGAAUGACACAUCACUCAAAACAGUUGCAAUUAUUUAAAGAACUUCGAAUAUCUCCUUGCAUCUAUGUUGAAGAUUCUUUUCAAUACCCUUCACAGGUUUUUGUUGAAUUAUCAGCAGACUGUCGCCCUCAUUUAUACAGCCUUCAACAUGCACCGAAUCUGAGGAAAUUAAAUGAUUUACUACACUCACUAGGAAUAAAGAAACAUGCGGACACGGAGACAGUUAUGAAAAUACUUGCGCAUUUUCGGAAUAAGUACAAAACUACACCACUUCCAAAUGCAGACCUUGGACAGUAUGUGUGUAUAUUGAACCAACUAGAGGAAGCUAUGCAGCGCGAAAAAAAGGACAACACGGCAUUUUCAGGAAUAUUUGCCCCAGAUGAAAACGGAGUUUUAACUUCAACAAAAUUGUUAUGUGUCGAGGAAACAGGUGUCAAAACAAGAAAAUCGAUGAGGUUUUCACACAACACUAUAUCCGCUGCCUUGGCAUCAUCAAUAGGAAUUAUAUCAAUGAGAAAGAAAAAAAUAAAGAUUUGUUCACGGUCAUUGUCAUUUGGUCAGAGAGAAGAGUUGACUACUAGAAUAAAAGGUAUAUUGGAUGGAUAUCCUUUUGACUCUGGGUUUCUGAAAGAAUUAAUACAAAAUGCGGAUGAUGCCAAAGCUUCCGAAGUACAUAUUGUUGUUGAUUUUCACCAUCACCCAUCUGACAAAGUAUUCGAUGACUCUUGGAAACCAUUGCAAGGACCUUCUUUGCUUAUCUAUAAUGAUAGUUCUUUCUCAGAGGAAGAUUUGGAAGGGAUACAAAAUUUAGGCAAAGGUAGUAAGCGAAACGACCCUACAAAAACAGGACAGUACGGUGUCGGUUUUAACGUUGUGUAUCAUCUUACAGAUGUUCCAUCUUUCCUAACUAAGGGUCCUGAUGUAAAAUCUGGACAGGUUUUGUGUGUUCUAGACCCAAACUGUCAGUAUGUACCAGAGGCAACGCAAUCAGCUCCGGGUAUCGAAUAUUUUGAUCUUGGAGAACUUUGGGAUGACUACUCUGAUGUGUUUGAUUGUUACCACUCUAAUCUUCUACUAAAAGAAAAGGGUACAAUAUUCAGACUUCCUUUACGGACAUCAUUAUUUGCAAAGAGAUCAAAGAUAACAAGAAAAGAAACCGAUGAAAUGUUGGUCAGAUCCCUUUUACGUAGCUUUAUGAAUGAGCUUAAUGAAAUACUUUUGUUUUUAAAUCACGUCGAACGAAUAAAGGUUUCUGAAAUUGAAAAAGGUUCAUUAAAAGAAAUUUACUGGGUUGAAGGUAUAAAUUCACACAAAUCAGAUCAUCAACAAUUUAAUUUGAGAGUAAGUGAAAGUGCCAAAAUCCUGAGGAACUCUCGUUCAGUCCAAGAAAUACCAAAAUCUGAAAUUCAGUACAGCAUGACAGUUAAAGACAGCAAUAAAACUACCAAAACAUUUUUGAUUGUCAGACAGUUAGGAUUGCGAGAAAAUCUCAAAAUCACAGAUAUUGUAAGAGCUAUAAAAAAUGAAGACCUCAAUCUGCUACCGCGAGGUGGAGUGGCAUUUCAAAUUGAUAAUAAAGAACAAUUAGUGAAAUUAGAGGGUAAAACGUUUUGUUUUCUGCCUCUUCCUAAUAAAACGGGACUUCCUGUUCAUUUUAAUGGACACUUUGUGCUGGAUCACGAGACUCGUCGUAAUCUGUGGAAUGAGCCUAAUGACUGUUACAAACUUAACUGGAAUUUGCUGAUAUUAAAUCAAAUUGUUGCUCAUUGCUAUGUAUCUGGUUUAUCAAAACUGAUCACACUAUUAAAUUUGUCUGAUCCAACACAGACACAAGACGAAAUCGCUAACAAGCUGACAAUUUUCCACAGCGUUUUCCCUAAUAUUGCUACCGCUAAAUGCGACUAUGUGAAAUACCUGGUCAAAUGUGUGUAUCAACAAAUAUUUGAAGAAAACGUGAACUUAUUUGCAAUGUGGAAACCAGUAAGAACAACGUCAACUUUGAUAGAAUUUGUACCCCCAAGGGGAUACAACGAUGCUUACCAGGCAGUAUGGAAUUGUUUGCUACCAGAAUUCGAAUCUGUUUUUCCAAAAUACAUAAGUAAAUUGAUUAGUAAAGUGGAUAGGAAUACUGAAAUGAAAAAACUCAGUAAUACUUGCAAAUGUCUUGGUGUUCGACUUGUUGAUACUCCAUCAUUUGUGUAUACAAGUAUGCUGACAGCGGGUUUGAAUGUAAAAGAAAUUACACCUUCAUUUUUGAUUAUGUUUCUGAAAACUGUUGAUGUUUUAGGAGGAAAGAGAGAAUGCCGAGUUGAUAAUACAAAUUACAAUACCACUGACAAUUUGAAAAUUUGCCUUAAAUACUGUUUGAAAUGCAAGGAAUUUAAUGAUGAAAUCUUGGGGUUGCCACUAUGUUUGAGGCAAGACGAUAUUAUUCAAAGAUUUGAUGAAGAGCAUGCUAUUUACUGCACGCACUAUUACGACUUAUUUCCGGAAUCAGCAUCAAUGUUUCUUCAUGAGAUUUUAAUCAAUAGUUUCCCAAGUAUUAUUAGAGGCAUCAAACAUUUCAGUCUAGAUGAUUUAACUGAUUUGAUGCCAUACACGUUGUCCAUCGAAAAUUACAGAACUUUAAAUCGUAUUGUAGAAUGGAAUCCUAACUCAAAAACGUUCCCUAACCGGCAUUGGAUAGAAAGAUUUUGGAAUUUCAUUGACGAAGAAAUAAUGCAACUGAAAUGUAAAACAAGUAGUUUAGACAAACUCAUGCCGUGGUGUCUAUUGCCCUGUAAGAUUAAACAAUCAGUGGAGAGCAGGUAUAUGAGUGAAAAGAACAGAGGUAACAGAAAAGGUUCACUUGCUAUUGAAACAAGAUAUGAACACUUCCUUUACCCAACAGGUUUAUUUCAACAUGUGUUGAAUAUACAUGAUACAGAUGCGAUUAGAAAGAAUCUUGCAGACGUGGUCGAGGAAAUUCUUCGCCUUCCUACAUUAGACAUCGUAAACAAGUUUUUAUAUACCAGAGUACCAAAUUUUCGGAAAGCAAAAGCAGUUUCACAAUGCUUAUAUUUACACAAAGAUACCAUCCAAAAUAGACUGUCUUAUGUUUCGCCAGGUGAUGCGGAUGCUGUUCUUGAGUAUAUUUCAGAUUGUCUCUUUGAGCGGACGCCAGUAGACGAUGAAGUGAUCCUUUGGAUAAGGUCACUUCCGCUACAUGUUACAGUUACAGGACAUCUUGUAUCGCUUGUCGAUGGAAUAAGAAUACUUGUUUUACCCGAUGGAAUGCCGACGGGUGGCAUAGCGCUUUGGGCACAUCUGUCAAGAACCAUUCUUUUGAGAAAAAAUAGAAAUUUAGAAGGGAUGCACAUUUCACUCCAAUGUUCACCAAGAGAAAUAUGUGAUACCUACACACGUUUUGUGUUAAGGUCUUUUGAUAACCUACCACGAAAAUUUCAUAUAGAACAUUUAGAGUAUCUUCGAGAUAAUCUUUUAGCAAUGCCAUUCUCUAGAAAAAUGCACCCAGAACAAAGACAGUUAAUACAAACGCUAGCAGAUGUUGCGUUUGUCCCAGAUAUUCAAGACAAUUUACAGCUGUCAUCUUAUUUCUGUAGCCCAUUUAAUCAUGUAAUGAGAGAAAUGUGUGAUGCUUUGAGAUUUCCCUGCAAAGAAUUUUGGAAGAAGGAAUGGCAAAAACUUCUAGAAUGGACGGGAAUCGAAAAAGAAAUUUCAGCGCACAUGGUAAUUGAAUUUACGAAAACAAUUGCAGAGACAGGAAAAUUUAAAGUUACUCAAGAUAUUAUUCAAAAAUCGAAUAUUGUUGUCGACCAUAUUUUAUCCAGAUCAGACAUUACUGAUAGUCUUCUUGGACAGAUAUCAAACACCAUGUUUAUUGUACCACAUGAAAUUCCUGCACCACUGCAAAAUAUUUUUAAGUCAUACAAGCCCAAUAAAUUGAUAUGUUUGUCCGGAUCUGUUAUGUACGAUCAUACUGAUCUUUGUUGGAGUACAUGUACUAUUCUGCCAAAAACAUUUUCUACCUUUUGGAAAUAUAGAAAUGAUUUACGAGUGACUCUUGGCCUUUUAAGACCAGAAAAUAAAAAAGUGAUCCAGCAUAUACAAAAUGUUGUCGAUGAUUUACAUACAAAGGGGAAUGGGGAAGACAUACCAACUAAAGACUUGAAUUCCAUAGAAGACGUAAUUGAUGUAUUUUACAGAUGGAUGAAAGAAAAUGUUAGCCGAGACCAAGAAAUUGUUCGAUGUUUGAGAUACAAACCAGUUGUAUAUUUACCUAAUCAAAGACGGUUUGUUACCUGUGAACGAAUUGUUCGGAAUUUAGAUGGCGACGAAUUCAAACAAUACUUGCUUCCUGCUCCAUUGCGGUUUGGCAAUUACUUUGAUGUAUUCGAAAAACUUGGCAUGAAACCCAAAAAAAGUUCUUACCAUUAUGUAAAAAUGUCAGAAUAUUUAUACAAUGAAGUGGGUACUAACGUAUUAAAUAAAAAUGACCUUCUGGUAGUUCAGACAGCACUUAUUGGACUUUUCAAAGAGGUAGUUAAAACAAAUGGCAAUAUCAGAGAUGAUCUUCAAAAUGUAGAUAAGUUUUACUUACCAAAAAGAAAUAACCAGCUGGUUAAUGCUAACAAUAUCGUAUUCUCAGAUAACAAAGAUCUUGAAGCGUAUAUAAAAAACGACAAUUUCUCAAAGAACCUGUUUAUUGGUUUAAAGGCACUAGAAGUAUAUGUGGAUGAUCCUGUUUGGUGUCUUAAUCAAUUGCCAGAAAAUAUAAGACCUAAGAUCCUGUCGCAGAUAAUUAAACAAAAAAUGAAUGAAAAUCUGGAUUACCAAGACAAUGAAAAGGGAAUGAAAUUAUCAAAACUGUUCAAGACGCAAGAAUUUAGUCAGGGAUGUGUACGAAUCAUCGUUCAUUCUCGAUCAAAGGACACUUUAGAUAAAAAAAUCACAGUUGCUGAUGUGAGCGAACUUCUAACGAAUAUAAAGAAGAUACGUGUAUGUCUUGUAAAAACAAUUAAUUUUGACUUGUAUUAUGAGCAAGAAAUAGUCGGAAGUUGUAAAAACUCUUGUUACUUUGAUCUACAAAAAUGUCUACUAUUUUGUGCAAUACCAGACGAGGAAACAUUAGAAUCAUGGCUAACAGACAACAGUCAUAUCAUUAAUAUAGCUCUUCAUGAGUGCACGAAUCAUAGAUAUUCUUGGAAUGAAGGACACCUUCUUAAAAUACUUUUAAAAUAUGAGAAUGUUGAUAAAAUAUCAAAAAUGUUGGAUAAUUUAAGCAUUUUAUCCUUUGAUAUGCCAUAUAAAGACUCAGUUUUCCCUGACCCAGGAAUAUGCGUUCCAAAUGAAAUGCAUUGUAACUUAGAUAACGGGUUUUACGAAUUUGAUGUCGGUGAUUAUGUUGCUGUUUUGGUUUGUGAUGCCUCUGCUGAUGGCGAUGAUUCAAUAUAUGUGUAUGCAAAAAUAGAUAAAAUUGUCCAAAAUAAAACUGAUGACUCAUUAUUUUCAAUCAGCCAGCUAACAUAUAGAGUGGAGGUUGAUGUCGGAAGAUAUGAAAUCCUUCCUGGUUACCGAUUAUACAAAUUUACGAGGAAGCCCAAAUCGUCCGAACUUGUUCCGGCUGAUACAGUGCCUAAGAGAAAAGUUCAGUCAAAAGACAAUGAACUUAUUUACAAAGAAACAAAGGACUUUAUUGAUCGAGCUUGGCUAAGGCCAGAGCAAGAAAGAAAAAAACUUGUCAAAAGAUUGUACAUGCAGUACCACCCAGAUAGAAACAGAGAAUGACCAGCAGGCUAAUGAUAUAUUCAUCUACAUAAAGUCAAUAGUAAAUGAAAGGGGGACACAUUCUGGUGCGUGUAAGGAGGAAUUCAUUUUCUGGGAUCAUCAGAUAAAAAGAGAAAACACCCAUCGAAUAUAUGUGACGCAACCUAGCUGUAGGCCAAGCUUCACUAGUUCUUCUAGUUCAGGAUCAUCUACUAUGUUUGCACAAAAUAGUGCAUCACGCUCAUAUAAUUCUGCGCAAAAACCAGUCCACCAUCACGUAGUACAGACGGUUCCGUCUCCACAAGAAGCAAGGAUUUGGUUUAAACAAGCUAAAGGUGACAUCAGUGUAGCCUCUAAGAUGAUGUUAGAUGAACAGCAGGAAUUUGCAUAUAACUGGGUCUGCUUCCUCUGUUACCAAGCUACCGAAAAAGCUCUAAAAGCACUUCAUUACAAUAGGGAUGCAAAUAAUACGGACAUCUUAAGAACAAGAAAUCUUCUUAAUCUCGUAAGGUACUUUGAUGGCGAGGUACAGACACAUGUAACACAGCUUACAACAUUAUUAGGCCAACAAGAAAGUAUGAUGUACCCAUCACGGUCAAACUAUCCAAUGACUCCACUUGAUUUGUAUACUAAACCCAUGGCUGAACAUGCACUGCAGCUAACCACAGAUAUAGUAGAGUUCGUACACAAAGCUUUAUAUAACUGAGAUACUGAUUCGGAACGGAAUAGCACGGAACUCUGAUAAAAUAGAUGAAAGCGGCCCCGGAAUAAUUGUUCAAAAUGAUCCAAAUACAGGAAAGUUCACGUUUGUUUUUGUUAUUUGGUCACUAUGUGAAACGGUAUUUAAUUAUACAAAAUGUAUAUAGGGCACAUAACUGUAUAUCUCUGUAUAGAAUAGAAUAGAAUAGAAUAGAAUAUUUUUAUUUCCCAAAUUACAGGGCCCAUAAAAGGCAGAAAAUCAGAUACAAUUGAUUUACAUAAUUGGUAACAACAACAAUAAUAGAGGCAUAUACAUAUAGAUUCUUACAUUGAUACCAGUGGAUUAUCGGAUUUAUCCAAUCGAGAUAGUUAAAUUAUCAAUUUUAAAGUUCGAGCCGCCUCGGCGAGUACUUUAAAAUUUAUAAUUUAACUAUCGAGAUUGGAUAAAUCCGAUAAUCCACGAGUAACUAUGUAAGAAUCUGUUUCUCUAAUGAUUAAAAAGACAUUUUCUUUUUUUGUUUACCGAAAAUCCCCUUCGAGUGCCUUUCACAUUGCACGAAGUUGUCAAUUUCAUUAACACCUGUUAUCAUAUUUUGGUUCAUCCAGUCAGCCAAAAAGGUCAUGACCCUUAAAAUCAUCCAAUGAUCUUCUGAGAUCACCAGCAACCACACGUUGAUUAAAUUUUUUUAUACAAUGGGUUCGAAAAGGGAUAAAUUUCCAUAGAAUUAGAGAAAUAUAUUUAUU